Messenger RNA from Pelagomonas calceolata, 1369 nucleotides. The record is from the annotation of a GenBank genome assembly. NCBI's taxonomy places the organism in Eukaryota, Pelagophyceae, Pelagomonadales, Pelagomonadaceae.
GCCUGCACAAGCGGUCCGCAGCGCUGCCGAGAAGUCUUGCAACGGCAUGCAUGCGCGAUGGCUAGCAGCCACACUGGCAUGCAGUGCUACCGCACUGGUCGCACCGCGCCCUGCACUGCAGUUACGCAUGGCUGCAGCAUCGGAGGAGCCGCCGCCACAGCCUACACUAGCUGCUGAAACGCUUUCCGGCAUCAACGUAGCCUUCUCAUUGCUCUCAAAGGCGGUUGCGUGCAGUGCGAUCGUGGGCGUCGACCCGCUGGCGGGCCUCUGGUCAUCAGUGGCGCUGGGCGGCGCCAGUCUCGUCGGCGGCAUGCGCCCUGGCGUGAUCGCAGGCUCGGCGGCAGUGGUGGCCGUGCCACUGGGUGCAUUUGCAGCGACGCACGGCACGGCAUUGGUCCCGCUCGUGGUCUUGCUGGCUGCAUUGCUGGAGGGCAUAGCCGGCGCGCUGGGCCUCGCGCGGGCCGUGGAUCUCGUUUCUGCCGAGGUCCUCGCCGGCUUCCUCAACGCUCUCGGUGCGGCUCUACUGAUGUCGCAGGUUUCCACACUGGCUGCGUCGCCGUACGCGGCCGGAGUCGCGGGCCUCUGCGUGGUACUCACGCGCCUCCUACCGUCCAAGCCUGUGCCCUCCUCCCUGAUAGGGCUAUUCGUCGCUUCCGCGGUCGGCUCCGCAUUCGGCCUGGACAGCCUCGCGGCGACGGCGGACCCGGCAGCCUUCGCCGGCGGACUCGCAGCGCUCCCGACGCCGCCAGACCUGGCACCGCUCCUGAACGCAGACGCCGUUGCAGUGGCACUCCCAGCGGCGUGCGGGAUCGCGUUCAUAUCCAUACUGGAGACUUUACUUGCGGCGCGCGUAGUGGAUGAUAACAGAUGCGAGGAGCUGUGCACGUUCUUUUACGAUGAGAAUGAUGAAAUCGUACUCGAGGGUGGACAAGGACCGCUCGACGUCCCGACGAGUAGUGUCUUGGCCCUGUCGUUAGGCAACGCGGUCUCAGCGGCGACUGGCGGCUUCGGCGGGUGCGGUCUAGUUCCUCAAACGGUCUUGAAUCUACAGUCUGGCGGUGCCGGAACUGCGUCCGUCGCUGCCUACGCGUCGUCGAUGGCGCUCUUCGGCCUCGUUUUGGCGCCGGCCGUCGGACAGAUUUCCGCUGCGGCGCUCGCCGGUGUGUUGGUGAGCGUCUCCAUCGACACUAUACAGUGGCGGCCGACGCUCGAAACAGUGCGUGCGGCACUUGAGGACGACGACGACGCGCGACGACGACUCGUCGUGCUCGUCGUGACAGCGGUCCUCUGCUACGAGGUCGGCUUCGCCGCCGGAAUAGUCGCUGGUGUGGCGCUGGACAAGGCGCCAUCAAUGCGACGUGUGUACUAA